Molecule: messenger RNA, 987 nt
Organism: Hyaena hyaena (striped hyena)
Lineage: Eukaryota; Metazoa; Chordata; Mammalia; Carnivora; Hyaenidae
Gene: PPBP
Product: pro-platelet basic protein
Exons: 3
Coding region: 69-413 (114 amino acids)
Biological process (GO): cellular response to lipopolysaccharide; antimicrobial humoral immune response mediated by antimicrobial peptide; chemokine-mediated signaling pathway
Cellular component (GO): extracellular region
Molecular function (GO): chemokine activity; CXCR chemokine receptor binding
Source: RefSeq, a predicted model, not a curated record
GACAGCAAUUCACCCUCACGCUGAGGUCUCCUGCCUCUAGGAACGACUCCGGUUUAGUCGUCUCCACCAUGGGCCUCAGACCUAACGCCACCCCCUCCUGCACCAGCGCCAGCCCACUUCCGGCCCUCCAGGUGUGGCUCCUGCUAACCCUGCUCCUGAGCACGCUGGUUCCCUCCACCGCUGGAGAAACUGGAAGUGUGGACCUGGAGCCGUUCCUUGAACUUCGCUGCUUGUGCAUGAACACCGUCUCUGGCAUUCAUCCAAGUAACAUCCAGAACUUGGAGGUGCUCAGGGCAGGACCCCAUUGUGCCAACGUCGAAGUGAUAGCCACGCUGAAGAACGGGAACAAAGUCUGCCUGAACCCAGAAGCUCCCAAAAUCAAGAAAAUAGUCCAGAAAAUUUUGGAAAGUUAAUGGGCCAAUGGCUUAAUCUGUUCACUGUCUGUCAAAUCUUCCUACAUCCCAAAAGGGUAGGAGUUUAAGGUUUGACUUUCUGGAGUUCUUACUCAUCCAAAAUACCUAUUCAUAUUGUAUUAAACUUUGGAUAUGUUUUCCAUUCUGCCUUGAAAUGUCACAUAGUAUUCUGAGAAGGCUGGUUCGUAGAUGACAGAGAACAGUCAGCAAGCUACUUGUCAAAAUAUAUGGUUUAUUCCCUAACUCUUGGCUGAAUGUGGCUCUAUGCUUUGCACUCCUUUAUUUAAAAUUUUCUUUCCAAGUAUUUACAUGUGUGUUAACCUAUCUUGCUCUACUUUACUAUGAGACUAGCUAUAUUCAUGAUAAUUAAGAGAUUCCAUAAUGGUCAUUGUUAUGAGGAAUCACAAAGAGCCCAGAAUAGAGUUUUUUCAUUGUCUUAGUCUUAGGAUGCCUUGUUUCCAAGCAUUUUUUGAACAGUUUUUAUAGUGUUUAUUUCAGCCUUCAACCCUAAAAAUAAUACAGUGGUAGAAUGUGAGUCUUGUAAGCUGUGGCCACUUACUUUAAAGUGAAUAUA